This is a messenger RNA of Dinoponera quadriceps, 3904 nucleotides long. RefSeq names its product protein FAM49B. Bases 842 to 1831 code for a protein of 329 amino acids. NCBI's taxonomy places the organism in Eukaryota, Metazoa, Arthropoda, Insecta, Hymenoptera, Formicidae. Gene Ontology annotation, molecular function: small GTPase binding. Gene Ontology annotation, biological process: regulation of actin filament polymerization. The record is from RefSeq and is a predicted model, not a curated record. The transcript has 7 exons.
GCUUUGACAGUAGUGCAACAACCGUUGCGAGAGUAGCGUCGUGCGCGCUCGUCAGUGUUCACGAGGCCCACGAGAAACCGCGGUGCGAUCGCCGCGUCCCGUCGCGAGAGGAUUGUGUGACUCGUUUGAAAACUUGCCGCACUCGCUUCGAUCGGCGCUUCUCUCUCUGGACGAUUCAAUCGGAAGCGCGUGAGAAACCGAAGAGACACUUCUAAUUUGCCCCUCAGAAGGGGGGAUCUCGAUCGACGAAGGCGGCCACGAUCGAACGGACAGAUCGAUUCUCGCCGGUCGAUCGAUCGAUGCGACUGGCGCGCUCCGCUCCAAGGGAGGGCGACGAUUUUCAAUCCGCGUGCAGAUGUUUGAAUAAACAUUAGGGGGGAGAUAGAGUCGCUCGUGGCAGGCGUACAAGGAGACCAUUAUUACGAUAUUCCACGGGCGCACGUCUGCACGCACACACACAAGAAGAGCGCGUGUGUGGUUGCGCGCGAGCGCGAUAAACGUUAUCUACUGGCGCGACGCUAAAUCCUUUCGCGGGCCGCGAGAGGAGAGGACCGGUGCUUUUCAGGAAGUGUCGCGGCGGUGCGGGUUCCCGUCCUGUUGCCCCUGUGUCGCGGGUACUACCGGAAGUGCAUAUUAGCCAGCUAAGGAGAACGAUGCGGACGGUGUUGGUUGGCUCUUCGUGAAACACUCUCUCUCUCUCUCUCUCUCUCUAGCUGUCUCACGUUCCGUCAUACGUUUAAUAAAUUCAGUAGUUAAGCGAUGCCACGGCUCGUCUUACUGCGUCAGAAGAUGCCUUUCACGCUGUAAACUGAUCCUCGUCGAAAGGAGCUGUACACUUACGAUGGGCAAGCUUUUGAGUCUUUUGGCUCGGGACGAGUCUACCUGUUGCACGCCUCAAAAGUACGACGUCUUCUUAGAUUUCGAGAAUGCGCAGCCAUCGGAUAUCGAACGCGAGACGUUCGAGGCGGUACAGAGAGUACUGAAGAAUUCCGAGUCGAUUCUAGAGGAGAUACAGUGCUACAAGGGGGCCGGCAAGGAGAUCCGCGAGGCGAUCUCGGCGCCUACGGAGGAAUGUCAACGGAAAGCCUAUCUGACCGUGGCGCCUUUGGUCGCGAAGCUCAAACGAUUCUACGAGUUCUCACUGGAACUAGAAAGGGUCGUGCCGAAAAUUCUGGGGCAACUGUGCUCGGGGAACCUCUCGCCAACGCAACAUCUGGAGACCCAGCAGGCGCUGGUCAAGCAAUUGGCGGAGAUAUUGGAAUUCGUGCUCAAGUUCGACGAGCACAAGAUGAAAACGCCGGCGAUACAAAACGACUUCAGUUAUUAUCGGAGAACGCUGACGAGAGCCUCGCUGGCGCGGCAGGAUAACGCCGAGAAGGACCUGAUCGUCGGCAACGAGCUCGCCAACCGAAUGUCCUUGUUCUACGCCCACGCGACACCCAUGCUGCGGGUUCUGAGUCACGCGACCAUUACCUUCUUGAUGGAUAACGAGGAUAUCGCGAGGGAGAACAUAACGGAAACGCUCGGUACGAUGGCUAAAGUGUGUCUUCGAAUGUUGGAAAAUCCGAAUCUGUUGGCGCAAUUCCAACGAGAGGAGACCCAGCUCUUUGUUUUAAGGGUUAUGGUGGGUCUGGUGAUCCUCUACGAUCACGUACAUCCCCAAGGUGCCUUCGUAAAGGGUUCGAAUGUGGAUGUUAAAGGCUGUGUGAAGCUAUUGAAGGACCAACCGCCUUGCAAGAGCGAGGGCCUCCUCAACGCCCUGCGUUACACCACGAAACACUUGAACGAGGAGAACACGCCGAAGAACAUAAAGAACCUGCUGGCCGCAUGAUUGCCGAAGCAGCGCGGCUGCUGCAUCAGAAGCUGAGGGAUAGUCGGCCGCACCAGUUCGCGGACACUUCUCGAACGAUAUCGUCGUUCUCGCACGAUCGUCUCUACGGCUCCGCGCGGAGGAGGCUCGAGAUCCCCCCGUGGUCGCGUAAAACGUGACCCCCGCGCGUCCGGGUUGGUGAAACACAGCGCGAUACAUCAACGGAAGCACCGUCGUCGAAUGCUGCCCGAUAACUGCCGAGAAAAGCGAAGUCUCCGAAACAGCGAUCGUCGCUAGCAACGCGUAUAAUGACAGAAUAAUUAUAAUAAUAACGAUAAUAAUAAUAAUGACGAUAAUCGUUAGUGUGACGAUCGAGUACAGCCAAGCAUCCGGUCGUUGCGAGCCCCUCUUAUUUUCCUACGAUCGUCUGAGAGUGCGUUAAUCCUUGUCAUUAUCACCGGCGACGCUUAGGUCCGGUUUUUCAUUUUCUGCUUAACUUGUGGUUCAGGCUUAACCUGACGAUAACAAAAAUGUUUCUCUAUUCAUAGUUGAUCGUUAAAUUUUACCACUACGAGCUACCACUACGAAACCAACAGUUUAAUGAUUAACUAUGAAUAGGAAAAACAAUGUUUGCAUCAUCAUCAGUUUAAGCUUAAACCAUAAGUUGGCCGAAAAAUGAAAAACUGAGUCUUAGAGACGCAAAUCAACGCAAGUGUCGUCCUUCCUCCGUUAUUCAUCGAAUAUGGAACAAUGACGGAAUGACGCUCGCGUCGAUCUGCGUCACUGAACGGAUGCUGUCACACGCGAAUCACGUCGUUCUCGACCAACGAGAGAGACACAGUCGCGACGGAUCUCACGCAUCUUCGAUUUUCUUUAUCAGCGUCGAUCGUUUUCACGAAACGCUCGUCGUCGACGUUUCAAGCCGAACAGCAAGUCGCGCGAGACUCACCGGUUCGUAGAGUUUGCAUUUUUCUUGGCAAAGCAGGCGAACGAAAGUAAUCGUGAGACGUUUUUCGGUCAGAUAUUCACGGUGCACAGCAAUGUUUCCCCUCCCCUCACCCUUCCCACGCAGACGCAGCGUUUCAGCAACCUCGGUCUUUUGAUUGAGCCAUGAUUUCCAUCCGGACAGGACGAGAAGUUAAUUACGGCAUAUCAUAUAUAGUGUAUUUAGGGUAAUUUGAAGUGUGAACUUUUGGGGAUGUUACGGAGAAGAUAAAAAGGAGAGAAAGAGAGAGAGAGAGAGAGAGAAAGCUUUAAUGACGUUAUGGAUAUUAUGGAGAUCUUUAGCUCUUGUUUACUUUGUUGAAUAGCGAGCGAGAGAUGGAUUAUGAAACAGGUCGUGAGAGACAGUGGCGGCGAAGUGUGUGGCGAGUCGCGGAAUCGAAUAUACUGCCGGAUCGUCGGGUAUGGUCGAUAAUUUAAUUUCAUCACAUCGCGGUAUUAUCGCAUAUAUCUCGAAAGCAUUCGGGUAUAAUUGCAAUCGGGAGACUGUCGAGUAUUAUUGCACCAGAUUUGGGUUAUUAAUCUGAAAGGAAUUAUUUAGUAGAUCCUCCUUUUCCCCGUCGACGAACGAAAGAACCAAAGACGUUUCCUUUUUAGUGUAUAGCAGAAUCGCGAAGGCACUUUGAGUGUGAUUUAUUAAUGUCAGUCGCGAGUGAGGAACAUGAGUCACCCGUUCCAGCACGUUUUCGCUCGCGACUGACGUCGAAAUUUCGAGAACCCGUUUCCUUUACGGUUCUUUCUCUAUUAUUAUUAUUAUUGUACGCAUCAUUAUUAUUAGUAUUCUCAUAAAUUGCCCUACCAAUGAAAGUUUUACUCGUAGUGACCAACAAACACUCGCACAAACGCCGCGAUAUACGUCAGCGGUGCACCACGUCAUUGUUUACACGUUAACGCGGAAACUCACGUGCGUACAAACGCGGUGAUCUCUCACCGCGCGAUAAUUUGUUGUACAUUGCCCUCUUUAGCGAUUAUCUCGCACGUAAGCGACUUUUGAGCGGAUCUUCACGUUGCGUUAAGACUUCUUACUGCGAAUUUGUAUUGCUUGUGUAACAAAAGUGGGCCUUUCAAUAAUAUUUAUUGUAACACAUUAAA